AACACUUAUAUUAGUAGGCGUUAUCCUUGUUGACAUAGAAAGAUAUACUUAUAAAACGUGUUUCAAUUAUUUUAAUCAUACAUGGUUGACUACGCUCAUCUAAACUAGCUUUCGAAACACUAUUUUCACACUUGUCAGUUUCCAGUGUCUGUUGGGAUUUUUUCCAAGCACUAAGUGCGUAACGAAGCAAGUUAUUUUUAUUGAAUCGUAGUUGACCGCGUGUAGUCGUCUCGUCAAAUAUGACGAUCUCUUCACUUAAUGUUACAACUGACUGAAGAGAAAGAAGAAAAAAGAUUAUCAAAUUAACUAAUCAAGGUCAUCUACAUCAUCAGCUAUUAUUUUGAUCUGUCGCUUAUUGUUAUUGAACUUUCACUAUAUUUCUUUAAAGUUUUCGUUUGUAUUUAUAUUAUUGUAUAGCGUACAAUAAUUCUCAUUUGGAUUAAUCCUCAUAGAUUAACUUUAGAUCACCAAACCUUUUCCAAUGCCUCUCACCAGCCAAGGGAAACCUGUUUCUAGGCGCUGUUUUUCGAGGGCAAAUGGUACUGCCUUGAGAACUACACUGGACUUCAACAGUAGUGGCAGUGCUGAAGAUAUGAUGGAAGAUGAAGAUGAGGAAGAUUCCUUACCAACCAAGCAUGACAAACGGCACGAAGAUGCCGAUAACCGUUCUUUCCUUCGAAUAUCUCUUGACCUAUAUAAUGACUCUGCUAUUGUUGCUGACCUCCUCGAAGAAGAUGAUGAUGUUAUGGCCACAAAUUUACCAAGCCAAACACCCAACAGAAAGAUAUUCAAUACUAGCCACAACAGUCCCUUCCGCUGGAGACGUGCGGUUACUACAGGCGGACGUAUAACAAGGUCUAAGAUUGAGUCAGGUGGUGCAAUUCCUUUUAAUCCCGAAAUGGAGAUAUCUGCUAUUGUCGAUUUCAACAGUAGUCAAGAAAGUGGUUUAAGUACUCCCCAACUUGAUACCAGUGGCUGUGAUACACCAUCAAGGCAAAUGUCUCCCUUAAAUCAUAAGUCGACACCUGCAACUCAAUCACCCCCAGAAAUGUUGUCGUGUCUAUCUCCUCCGCAUCGAAAGUUUCGGGCACUACGAUUGUUCGACACCCCUCACACUCCACAGACUCUGUUAUUAAAUGUGAGGAAGAAGGACAAGUAUGCUGGUGAUCGAACCAAGGUUAAAUGUCUUCGGAAAAAAAAAAUUGAAAGGCUAGAGGCCAAUAUUAAUCCAUUUACAACAUCCAUAACAUGUCGAGCAUCUGGCGAGAAGCGAACUCGAUCCCAAAGUGACAAAUAUUGUGACAUUUUGAAUGUUGUGGAAGAAAUCGACUGUCCUCAACCAAAGAAAUUGGCUUUGCGUGAAAUUAGUACUUCAAGAUAUAAAGAAGAGUUUUUUGAAGUUUGUAAACUCGGUGAUGGAGAAUUUGGUAGUGCCUACAAAUGUGUUAACAGACUUGAUGGUUGUAUAUAUGCAAUUAAAAAGUCCAAGAUGCCAGUUGCUGGCAGUCAAUAUGAACGUGUUGCUUUGAAUGAAGUUUAUGCACAUGCAGUGUUAGGACAGCAUCGCCAUGUUGUACGCUACUAUUCAGCUUGGGCAGAAGAUGACCAUAUGUAUAUACAAAAUGAAUUUUGCAAUGGUGGCAAUUUAGCAGAAGCUGUUCAGAAACCAGCAUCACAAAGAAACUUAAAACACAUCAUAUUUCAAAUUGCUAAUGGACUUAAAUACAUACAUUCUAAAGGUUUAGUCCACCUUGACAUAAAACCAGGCAAUAUUUUUGUCCACAAAGAAGAAACAGUUGAAAGUGGGACAGAAUCAUGUAGCGAAGAUGAUCCAGAUUUCUCUCCGCAAAUCACCUAUAAAAUAGGAGAUUUAGGACAUGUGACGAAAGUUUCAAAUCCUAGAGUCGAAGAAGGAGACUGUCAUUAUCUCCCAAAAGAAAUUUUAGCUGAAGAUUUUAGGAAUUUAUACAAGGCUGAUAUCUUCUCAUUAGGACUUACUGCUUAUGAAAUGGGUGGUGGUGGUCCUUUACCAAAGAAUGGUGACCUUUGGCACAGUAUUCGAGAAGAUGGUUUGCCAUAUUUAUCACAUUACUCUGCUGAAUUUAAUAAGCUGUUAAAUACCAUGGUUCAUGUAAAUGCGGAAUAUCGACCAACUGCAUUUGCUCUCACCAAAAGCCAAGUUUUAUGUCCACAAGCAAUGAAAACUAAAACUCAACUUUGCAAAGAAUUAAAUGAAGAAAAACUUAGGAACCGGUUACUCUCAAAGCAACUAGAAUCCAAAAAGUGCUGCUGUAAAAUUCCAACUGAUAACUGUUUAGGACAGAAAUGUAAAUCUUCGAGAUUAAUAGGCCAUGGCAUUAAACGGAGUUACAGUUUGUCGGAUAUCUAAACAGAAGCUUAUAGACCAACUUUUUUGUUUUCCUCUCAAAUUA
Molecule: messenger RNA, 2432 nt
Organism: Octopus sinensis (East Asian common octopus)
Lineage: Eukaryota; Metazoa; Mollusca; Cephalopoda; Octopoda; Octopodidae
Product: wee1-like protein kinase 2
Exons: 10
Coding region: 482-2389 (635 amino acids)
Biological process (GO): mitotic cell cycle; protein phosphorylation
Cellular component (GO): nucleus
Molecular function (GO): non-membrane spanning protein tyrosine kinase activity; magnesium ion binding; ATP binding
Source: RefSeq, a predicted model, not a curated record